GUUAACUCAGGUUGGUACCAGGGCCAGGUAUCACUGCUAAUAGGACGGAAAGGGAGGAAGGAACUUGUUUCGGGAGUACAAUUUUAAUUAUAACAUAUUAAAUCGUUACGAUAUAUUGUUUUAACAAAACUAGAACAAAUAUCGAUCAUUAAAGAACAUGGAAGCGGAACCGUUGGAAUUGGAGGAUGGUGAGAUCGUCGACGAUGAGGCGGGUGACAUUUUCGGGGCAUACACAAUUCUGCAAAGACCUCACACGGCACCCGUCACAAAUAUAUGCACCAAAAUGCGGUACAGUGACGAUUCUGACGAUUCGGCUGAUUCCGAAAGCGAUUCCGAUUCGGAUUCGGCACGUAAUAACGUGAAGAGACCGAAGCUGAAAUUGAAGAAGCACAAAAAGGACGUGUCAAAGGGUGGGACGUUAAAAAGCGACAAAUACAAAGUAUGGUGUACGCAGGUUCAAGAGGAGUCUUUGACCGAGGACCUCGUGUCUUGCGGUGUCACGAAGAAUCCGUACCAGGAACGUAGCGUUGAAAGUUACAAUUUUACCUUGGGAUUUGGGUAUAACAACAGAGAACAUCAUAACAAUAACAGUUCAGAAGAUGAAGAGAAGGAGACCGAACCGAGGUUAACUAACAAGAGGACAAAUUCCGACAGAUACAACGUAAAACUUAGAUUAGGGAAGAGGAAAACUUUCAUAGAGAACGAUGUUCAAAAGGGCUCUGCCAGAAUAAUAGCGGACCUAUCGACAACUGUGGAGUCGACAGAUGCCGACGUUGCUACCGACAUAACGACUAAGCUUAGUGAAAAAAAGGAUCUUUUGAUAAGACGAAUAGUAGACAUAAUCGGUAAGGAAAAGGCUAUCGACUUCUUUCAAAAAACGAGGAAGAUCGAGGAGGAUGGUGGGAUGCUGAUAAUGAAUGGGUCUCGUAGAAGGACUGCCGGUGGUGUAUACCUGUGGCUGGUGAAAAACGACAAGCAUAUUCCUCAGGAGGAAAUAAGGCAGAUCUUCUACUACGAUCAGAACGAGCAUAGAAGGAUGAACAUUGCGAGGAGGCAAAAAACGCAGGAAAUAAUACGAAAUUUUGAAAAUGGAUCCGAGAAGGAUCUGCCGGCUCUGUUAACGAGAGCGGAACUUUCGACGAGCGAGAUCGCCGAGGAAGCGAGGCUGCGCCGUGGCGAGGGCAUGGACAGGCCGCCAGUAGACUCGGAUCGCACGGUGUCGAACCCACCGCCUAGCCCCGUAACGGACGAUCCGGAUCAUUUGGAACAGAGGCACGUUCAGGAUUACAGCGACGACUUUCUCGAUCUUGGAGUGGACGUAGAUAGCAUGGAAGUACUUUAAGAUGUCGUAGACCAACUUUUGCACGCAAAUGCCGCGACGCGCGACGGUGGCUCGUACAAAUAAGUGAUCACGGUCGUACGAAUUACACGCAUACGUGUAUAAUGUGCCCAUACCCUGAUCAUGUUGCCAAUAACAGAUUGAAGAUAUCCUUGUUUGGUAUCUUGUGGAACGCAAACACUCAAGCGAGUCGUCAUUAUUGUCCUCGCGCAGACGAGUGUAUCAACAAGACCCUCUUUCCUUCAAUUUCAAAAUAUUGUACACAACCCAAAAAUUACAUUGUAUGCAACGUUAUUUUUAAGAUCGAGCGGAAUUAGUAAAUUGUGAAAUUCGUAUACAUAAAAAUUUGCGCGUUUAUAUACAUAUGUAUAUAUUACGUACGCAUCAUAUUAUUAGCGAUAAUCGCCAAAGCACAUUGCAUACUUGUGUACAUAAAUCGAGAAUAUUGCUUUCCCGCGAAGAAAAUAGCGCAAUCUAUUAGUAAUACGUAGUCGGUAAUCAGUAACGUUAGAAUGCGUUAUUUUGUAUGUACUUUUGUAACAAUUAAAUCUUUUCUAUUUCA
Molecule: messenger RNA, 1901 nt
Organism: Ooceraea biroi (clonal raider ant)
Lineage: Eukaryota; Metazoa; Arthropoda; Insecta; Hymenoptera; Formicidae
Gene: Phax
Product: phosphorylated adaptor for RNA export
Biological process (GO): snRNA export from nucleus
Cellular component (GO): nucleus
Source: RefSeq, a predicted model, not a curated record